AUGUCAUCAACAGAAGAAAUAAAUAAGUUAUUGAAUGAAAAGGAAGAUACAUUGAUAAAUGAAUUAAAAGAAAAAUAUAAUUUUAUAAAUUUUGAUGAAAUAAAAAGUUACAAAGAAAAAAAAUUAUAUCAUGAAUUAACUUUAGAAAUACAAAAGUUCGUUAAUAAUAAAAAUGUAAAUAUUAAAGAUAAAUUUCGCUUAUUUUACACAUAUUUAUCACCCCUAAUAACUAAACUAAAGAAGACAAUUUAUGCAGAGCUAUUAUAUUUGGUAACUAUUAAUUUUGAUACUAAAUGGACAGUAAAUUAUUUAAAAGAAUCAGAGCAGAAUUUAGAGAAUGACAAAGAUGCAAUAAUAAUAUAUAGGUGUAUAUUAAUUUUAAAAUAUAUAGAAUUAAACGAUUUUAAAAGUUGUGAAAAUGAAAUAGAAAAUACAAAAAAUAUGUUACAAGGUGUAAUAGGACUAAAUGUAGCAUCUCACAAAUUUUAUAAUUUUGCUUUAAUGAACUAUUAUAAAGUUUUAAAUAAAUCAGAUCUUUUUGUUAAAUAUGCACUUCUAUAUUUAGCUUAUACACCUUUAGAUGAUCUAGAUGAAUCAGAUAAAAUAGAAAUAGGGAAAUAUAUAUGCAUUCAUUCAAUUAUAAGUGAAGAUGUUUAUAAUAUUGGUGAAAUUACCCAAUUACCAUUGAUAAAUGUAUGCAUAAAAAAUAAUGAAGAAACAAAAUGGUUGUACCAAUUAAUUUAUGUAUAUAAUGAAGGCAAGAUUGAUGCUUUUAAUGAAAUUGUACAAAAAUAUGAAGUUAAUAUUAAAAACACAAUCUUAAAAGAUUAUAAAAAAAACAUGCUAAAAAAAAUUACUUUACUAGCUUUAAUGGAUCUAGCGUUUAGAAAAAAAAAACAAAGAUCAGAUAUUUCUUUUACCGAAAUUGCAGAUCAUUGUAAAAUAGACAUUAAAGAAGUUGAAAAAAUGCUAAUUACAGCUAAAAGUAAAAAUAUAUUAACUUGCAAAAUUGAUGAAAUUGAAAAAUCUGUAAAAAUAACUUGGGUGAAACCAAGAGUUCUUAAUGUUGACAAAAUAUAUUUUAUGAAAGAAAGUAUUGAUAAGUGGAUAACUCAUUCUAAAAAUCUUCUUACAUAUAUGGAAGAUUUAUCUGUUGAAUUAUUAAUAUCAUAA
Messenger RNA from Plasmodium gallinaceum, 1173 nucleotides. It is a transcript of the gene RPN9, whose product is annotated as 26S proteasome regulatory subunit RPN9, putative. Gene Ontology annotation, biological process: ubiquitin-dependent protein catabolic process. The transcript has a single exon. The record is from RefSeq and is a predicted model, not a curated record. NCBI's taxonomy places the organism in Eukaryota, Apicomplexa, Aconoidasida, Haemosporida, Plasmodiidae. Gene Ontology annotation, molecular function: structural molecule activity. The coding region runs from base 1 to 1173 and encodes 390 amino acids. Gene Ontology annotation, cellular component: nucleus; cytosol; proteasome regulatory particle, lid subcomplex.